Tuber melanosporum (Perigord truffle) is the source of this 1443-nucleotide messenger RNA. RefSeq lists its product as uncharacterized. The coding region runs from base 1 to 1443 and encodes 480 amino acids. The transcript has a single exon. Lineage: Eukaryota; Fungi; Ascomycota; Pezizomycetes; Pezizales; Tuberaceae. The record is from RefSeq and is a predicted model, not a curated record.
AUGAUUUGGCUAGUACCUACCAUACAUGGGGUACUUCUAUGUGAGCCGCCAAAAGCCCCCCUUAUUAAUCGACUUGGAAAAGGCCUAACAAUAUGCAGGGAGCAGCUUUUUUACCUCCUCGAAAUUUAUAAGUUACUGCGAGGACAGAAUACGGCGGAUGAUGUAACAAAAUUCCAUUACCGUGAGAGGAUUCGAAAGGUAAUUUUUGGAUACCUCGUUUGGGUACUACGACAUGCCGAACUAAACGGCUUUCCUGAUUCGGUUGUUUUACACUGGUCCGGGAAAGUGGGUAAGUCCGGGGAGCUCGUAGGGGAGGCAAAUAGUGAAGAAAAGAAAGAUAUCCCCCACGCACCCAUGGAGAAAUCCUCUUUGUCUGAGGUCGCGGAGCCCGCGGAACCAGUCGGGACUCCUGGAGCGAAGAUAGAUAGAACGGGCUCAUUAUUAUCUAUAGAGGCCCAAGGAUCCAUCGGCGAUCUUAAGAAAGCAAGCACGCCACACCCCGGAAAGACCGAAGAGUCCACUGACCCUCCCCCUGUGAGGCCCAUUGAGCCAGAUAUAUAUAAGUACUGGGAUAAUUUCCCGAAUUGUUGCAGAUUCCUUGAUUUGUUGGAUAUGUGCUUGACCAACUAUCCCGAUGAAAAGCCUCUGAUCACUCGAAUAGUGAAAUCUCUUCUAAAGACAGUUUGGGAGCCAAUCGAGAUGAGCAAGCACCGAGGGUGUGACCUAUGGCCAGAUCGACUCGAGUACCCUAGGGAAUACCCGCCGCCGUAUGCCCGAUUCUGGAAUUGGCAAACUAACGAGCGUUGUGGCUAUGGUGGACAGGGUGCCUAUGUCUAUUCUAUCACAACGCAAGUGCUUGUCUGGCGGGCCGUUAGGUCUACGAAUAGGCUACUUGGUUUGGUGUCCGGCGACCGAGACUGGACUGAAUGGAUGGUUCACCAAAGUUUAGACGACAAAGCAAUUAGUGAUCGGACAAUAGAGGCUUUCCGCCGCCUUGGCACUGACACGAGUCAUGAUUGUUUCCCCGAUCGUUUUUUCUCAAUAAUUGAAGGACAUAUUAAAGAAUCCCUCCCGGACCAAUGGAGUUGCGAUAUCGGUAUUCCAUCAUUUGUGGAGGAUUUCUUCUUCGACGACAGGAAUCAGCCGAUCUCUGCUUGGACUGAGACACUCAGAUACUACGAUACAUUCAACCACACCAUCAAGACACAGACACCAGGCGCCUGGGAAUAUUUUACGCGCUACCGGCUUACGAUUGACGGAGAUCGUCGUCAGGAGUUGCAGGAGAGUUUGGAGGCAAAAGCUUAUUCAGUUGGGGUUUUUGCUAGUAGCACGGUUACCCCUAGUUCCCAUUGUCCUUCCAGCAUAGGUUGGGAAAUGGCUACAUAUGUCCUUAGCGUGGAUUACGCUAAAUUCCUGUAUCCCCAGUUCAGGGUUCCAAUGUAA